Phycomyces blakesleeanus NRRL 1555(-) is the source of this 505-nucleotide messenger RNA. RefSeq lists its product as hypothetical. The transcript is spliced from 3 exons. The record is from RefSeq and is a predicted model, not a curated record. Lineage: Eukaryota; Fungi; Mucoromycota; Mucoromycetes; Mucorales; Phycomycetaceae. Bases 85 to 483 code for a protein of 132 amino acids.
UUUGUAGAACCUCAUAACAAUGCCGAUGUACCCCCCAAUCAAGCAUUCUAUAGUGAAUCAUUGGUAGACCAAGAUUUCCAUCACAUGCCACACAAGGCUGGUUCCAUUUCACCAAAAGACAACAAGAAAAACAAAAAGGAUACCAGCCCAGAACGAAAGGUACGCCAGAUUACAGUCCAGUCAAUCAAUAAAGAACAUCGAGUGUGGAUCGUAGUUGAACCUACAGAAACUGGACUUUCGCUAGCAGAAAAGAUCCAUCAGAUUGCUACAUUCCGUACUCGUAAGAUCUUAACUAUCACAAGUGCAUCUGGGCGACAAGUGCCUUUGGAUAAUCGGCCAGUGUUUGGCAGCUGGUCCGACAUGGAAAGUUUCCAGGAUGGAGAAGGCUGGCAAGUCACUUGGGGUGAUCUAGACAAGAGUGUCGUAGACAGAAUAUUCUCAAAGGUUGUUCAGGUUGGAGGACGAAAGAAAGAUCCAAAAUAAUUCCUUACUUUUUUUUUUAUAU